This is a messenger RNA of Salvelinus namaycush (lake trout), 942 nucleotides long. Its product is annotated as glycine-rich protein 5-like. Bases 1 to 798 code for a protein of 265 amino acids. NCBI's taxonomy places the organism in Eukaryota, Metazoa, Chordata, Actinopteri, Salmoniformes, Salmonidae. The transcript has 6 exons. The record is from RefSeq and is a predicted model, not a curated record.
AUGGAGGAGUGCCUGGAUCUGGGCUUGGUGGUGGUGGUGGUCCGGGUGCUGGGUAUGGACCUGGCAUUGGAACUCAUGGUGGUUAUGGACCAGGAGGUGGUGCUGGGACCGAACUUGGUCAGGGAAGAGCCGGGGCCGGACCAGGUGGCCAUGGACCACUUGGAGCUGGUGCUGGACAGGGAACUGGAGCUAGAGGUACUGAAAAUGACUGCUUUUAAGUGUAUGCUAAGUGGUACCAUUGGAGGAGGACAAGCAGCUGGCCAGGGAAGUGUGCCAGGAGGGGGAGCAGGGACUGGACUAGGCCAGGGAGGAGUGCCUGGAUCUGUGCUUGGUGGAGGUAGAGGAGUCCCUGGUGGUUAUGGUCCUGGAGCUGGAUUUGGACCUGGUGGUGGAACUGUUGGUGGUUAUGGACCAGGAGGGGGUGCUGGAACUGGACUUGGCCAGGGAGGAGUUGGGGCCAUACCAGGUGGCUACGGGACUGGGCCUGGUGGUUAUGGACCAGGUGGAGCUGGACAGGGUGCAGCGAAGCCAAACAAAUCAGGUUAUGGCUCCUCCUCCUUGGGUGGAGCUCACUUUGGACCAGGUGGUGGAGCAGGUGGGGUACCUGGAGCUGGAGCUACCGGGCGAAGAGGAGGAGUACCAGGAGGCUACGGAGUAGGAGAAGCGGGACAAGCAGGGCAGAAAUCGAAGGCACAGAAGGCAGCCAAAUACACAGCCAUGCAAGGCUUCCUGGGAGCACGUAGCUACAGAGGGGGCGCCGACUGCCAGGGUAAAUACUGCGGACGGAGGAGGAAGUGAGAGAGCAGCAAAAAGAAGUGACCUCAUCAACAACAUUGUGUUGCUACUGCAUGAUUCCAGAAUGUACUGAUUUUCAACUACUAAUAUGUCCCUUUUUUUCUUUUAAAGUGUGAAUCUUGGACAAUGGCAAAACCAGAGCCUGUU